Molecule: messenger RNA, 1350 nt
Organism: Pochonia chlamydosporia 170
Lineage: Eukaryota; Fungi; Ascomycota; Sordariomycetes; Hypocreales; Clavicipitaceae
Product: molybdenum cofactor synthesis protein
Exons: 3
Coding region: 1-1350 (449 amino acids)
Biological process (GO): protein urmylation; tRNA wobble position uridine thiolation
Cellular component (GO): cytoplasm; cytosol
Molecular function (GO): adenylyltransferase activity; thiosulfate-cyanide sulfurtransferase activity; URM1 activating enzyme activity
Source: RefSeq, a predicted model, not a curated record
AUGGAAAAUAUAGAUCAUCUCCAAAGGGAGAUUGCAACCCGUGAAUCGGAACUAGCCGAGCUAAAAUCGCGACUCGCCGCAGCACAGGCACAACAACAGGAUGCAAAGAUCUGGACAUGGCCACUCAAGGAGCACGAGUAUCAACGCUAUGGAAGGCAGAUGAUUGUUCCGAACUUCGGUUUAGACGGUCAACUGAGACUCAGAAGCGCAAAAGUCCUGCUCGUUGGCGCAGGCGGACUCGGAUGUCCUGCCGCGGCUUAUCUCGCCGGCUCAGGUGUAGGAGUCCUGGGCCUUGUUGACGGAGAUGAGGUCGAGGUGUCGAAUUUGCAUAGGCAGAUUGCUCACUCUACAAGUCGGGUGGGCAUGACGAAGGUUGAAAGCGCAAUCACCUACCUACGAGGAUUAAACCCAACCAUCACUUACAAGGCGCACAUUACUCACCUUACGCCCCAAAACGCAGAAGAGAUAGUCUCCCAGUAUGACCUCGUCCUGGACUGCACCGAUCACCCUACAUCCCGGUAUCUCAUAUCCGAUAUCUGCGUCCUCCUAGGAAAACCACUCGUUUCGGCAUCUGCAUUCCAAACAUCGGGACAGCUCAUUCUUCUGAACAACCCUCCCGGAAAAGGUCCCUGCUACCGCUGCGUGUUUCCCAAACCACCACCCCCAGAAAGCGUAGUUGGCUGCGGGGAGGGCGGCAUCGUCGGGCCCAUAGUUGGCACCAUGGGCGUCCUACAAGCACUGGAGGCGAUCAAGCUCAUUUCCAGAGGUGGCCUGGAGUCAACGGCCCCCGAGCAAAUUCAGCAGACUAUGCUCUUGUUCAGCGGCAUGUCAGACAGCACGCCCUUCAGAUCAGUCCGUAUGAGGGGCAAGCGCAAGGAGUGCUUUGCUUGUGGUGAACAUGCAGAGCUUACACUGGAGUACUUGAAGUCAUCUAUGGAUUAUAUCCAGUUUUGUGGUGUGACGCAGCCUGUGAAAUUGCUGGAGCCGGACGCUCGCGUAUCGGCCAAGGCGUACCACGAUCUUCUUAGCAGUGGUGGGAAGCAUGUGCUGAUGGAUGUUAGAGAGAAGGAACAUUUCAGUUUAUCUCAUAUUCCGGGGUCUAUUAACGUUCCUAUAAGCCGGUUUAUGAGUCACCGCGGUGGAGAUACGCUGCCAGAUGGGAUUCCUACGGAUUUGCCCGCUGAUAUGCCAUUGUAUAUUGUUUGUAGGGUGGGCAAUGACUCACAGAUUGCGGCUGCGAAGCUGAAGGAAUGGGGUGUAGAUCGGGAGGGAGAAAGGUUCAUUGGUGAUAUUUCGGGGGGCUUGCGAUCUUGGAAAGAUACUGUUGAUGGCUCCCUGCCCUUUUUGUAG